Molecule: messenger RNA, 237 nt
Organism: Guillardia theta CCMP2712
Lineage: Eukaryota; Cryptophyceae; Pyrenomonadales; Geminigeraceae
Exons: 2
Coding region: 1-237 (78 amino acids)
Source: RefSeq, a predicted model, not a curated record
AUGGGUACCGCGGCAGCGUGCUCGGAGCAUGUGAGCUGUGGCCUGGUAGAGGAUGCUCUCGUUCUGCUUCAUGAGGCCCUGGAUGCUCUGCCGCACAUCGAGCAGCGGCUUGCUCUCCAGCCAGUGGAUCAUGGCGUGAAGGUUCUGGAUCACCGUGUCCUUCCGCUGGAUAUCCCCUCAGCGUGGCGCAGUGCUGUUGCCGUGGUCCACGAGGUUCUGCGUGACGUCGAGGACUAA